Brienomyrus brachyistius is the source of this 2554-nucleotide messenger RNA. RefSeq names its product succinyl-CoA:3-ketoacid coenzyme A transferase 1, mitochondrial-like. Bases 82 to 1671 code for a protein of 529 amino acids. Gene Ontology annotation, cellular component: mitochondrion. Lineage: Eukaryota; Metazoa; Chordata; Actinopteri; Osteoglossiformes; Mormyridae. Gene Ontology annotation, molecular function: succinyl-CoA:3-oxo-acid CoA-transferase activity. Gene Ontology annotation, biological process: ketone body catabolic process. The record is from RefSeq and is a predicted model, not a curated record. The transcript has 17 exons.
GCCCGGCUGACGGACAGACGGAUAGUUGCUGCCGAUUCCUCAUCAUUAUUCCUCUGAGUAGGAGUUAGACUCUUCUGGAAGAUGACUACGUUCAAGACACUGGCAAGACUGGAAGGAGUUUACAGAAAUGCCCAUGCAGCCUGCAGGGUUCAUUUAAACGGCACCUCUCAGUCUCUCAAGCUGUGUUUUUCCCAGCUGCUUGGCUGUUUCUUCUCCAGCUCCACAAAGAGACCAGUGCAAUUCUAUAGUGAUCCAGUGGAGGCGGUCAAGGACAUUCCAGAUGGUUCCACAUUGCUUGUGGGAGGUUUUGGAUUGUGUGGCAUCCCUGAGAACCUGAUAAACAGCUUAAUGAAGACUGGGGUGAAACACCUCACAGCUGUUAGUAACAAUGCGGGUGUGGAUAACUUUGGACUGGGCCUGCUUCUGAGGACCAAGCAGAUAAAGCGUAUGGUGUCAUCCUACGUGGGAGAGAACAUGGAGUUUGAGAGGCAGUACUUGGCUGGAGAGCUGGAAGUGGAACUGACACCGCAGGGCACUUUGGCGGAGAGGAUCCGAGCUGGAGGGGCCGGCGUUCCUGCCUUCUUCACGCCCACAGGUUAUGGAACCCUGAUUCAGGAAGGAGGCUCACCCAUCAAAUACAACAAAGAUGGCACUGUGGCUAUCGCAAGCAAAGAACGGGAGGUCCGCGAAUUCGAAGGCCGCUUUUACGUCAUGGAGAGAGCCAUCAGGGGGGACUUUGCACUGGUUAAAGCCUGGAAGGCAGACAAAGCUGGAAACAUUAUUUUCAGGAAAACAGCGAGAAACUUCAAUCAGCCAAUGUGUAAAGCAGCUAAAGUCACAAUUAUUGAGGUGGAGGAAGUGGUGGAUGUUGGGGAUUUUGCAGCAGAAAAUGUUCACAUACCCAGCAUCUACGUGGAUAGGAUUGUGACUGGGGGCAGCUACGAGAAGAGGAUAGAGAAGCGUAUUGUUAAGAAGGAUCAGGUUGCACCCAAGCCCAAGAAUGAGUCGGACCUGGUACGCGAGCGCAUCAUCCGGAGGGCAGCGCUCGAAUUCGAGGACGGCAUGUAUGCUAACCUUGGCAUUGGGAUUCCCAUGCUGGCCAGCAAUUUCAUUAGCCCAGAUAUCACAGUACAUCUGCAGAGUGAGAAUGGGAUUCUGGGAUUGGGUCCUUACCCCACAGAAGAACAAGUGGACGCAGACCUCAUCAAUGCUGGGAAAGAAACAGUCACCGUCCUGGCUGGAGCGUCCUACUUCUCCAGUGACGAGUCCUUCUCCAUGAUCAGAGGGGGGCAUGUCAACCUCACCAUGCUGGGCGCCAUGCAGGUGUCGCGCUACGGUGACCUGGCCAACUGGAUGAUCCCGGGUAAGAUGGUGAAGGGCAUGGGCGGGGCUAUGGACUUAGUAGCAAGUGCUGGUACCAAAGUGGUUGUCACCAUGGAACACUCUGCUAAGGGUGGGAAGCACAAAAUCCUGGAAAAGUGCAGCUUGCCACUCACAGGGAAGCAGUGUGUGGACCGGAUCAUUACAGAGAAGGCCGUCUUUGAUGUGGACAAAAACAGUGGCCUGACCCUCAUUGAGCUGUGGGAGGGGCUAAAAGUGGAUGAAGUCAGGAAAUGUACCGGCGUAGACUUUGCGGUAUCUCCAAACCUGGGGCCAAUGAAGCAGAUUUAAAUGCCGAAACUGAGCCGAGCAACUUGAAGACUCACUACGGGAGUGAGGACGUCACCACUGGCACUGGAGCUCCAAUGAACCUCAGCUGCCCCAUGUGAGAGUCACUGCAUUAGGGAUGAGAGUCACUGCAUUAGGGAGGCUGCACAGUGCUGAGACAUACACAGGAAACCCACUCAGCUCAGCUCCUGACACAAUGCACCCCUCCCUGCACAAAAAUAUGAUACAUAAUGAAAUUAGCUGUUUUAUCUGAGUUUUGGAAUUAGGUUUCCAUGCGGCCUGUAGCUGUGUGUUUGUGAACAGAUUCUCAGCAGUAAAAUACUAAGAUUAUACAGAUAAUCUAGUUUCUUCUCCAGACUAUUUUAUGACAUAAAAUACAUUUCACACAUUAAAUGGUGUGACAGUGGUCAGUCUGUAUGUCUCACCUGACACUGACAGCAGCAGUGAAGGACUGGCAUCUAAGCACAGGAAAAAUAUCCUUCCCAUCUCUGUUGCACUGCAUGCCCCCUGCUGACCCUGUACAUAACUCACCUAAACACCAUGCACAUUGGCUUACAGGCAUUACAUACCUUUUGUAUUUUUUAAAUAUUACGUGUAUUUCCUGACUGUUAAAAAUUCCAAAUUCAAGCUUAUUAAAUUGAAUUGUCUUUGUAUAUUGAGCAGACGAUGUUUCACAUAUGAAUCUGAUUCAUUAAAUGCAUAAUUGUUAGCCUAAAAGAUCAUUUUUUUGUCUUUUCUCAUCCAGUGUGUUUAAUAACUUGUUUACAUAAAAUAACAGUAAAGUAACAUUAUUUCCAGAAAAGAACAGGAGAAACCGAUCCUGGGCUCAGUGAAACUGCCAUAUAUGCGAAUUAAUCAGCAAAUGAAAUUAAAAAAAAACUCUGAA